UAACCAUUUCCAAUCUUCCCUUUGCAGCUCUUGCUCUCUCUCUCUCAAUAAAAUCUCACCUCGCCGCUUCCUCUGCCCUCCGUCAUUAACCUCCGCUCCAAAACCCCAAAAACCCUCACCAUCACCGCCCACCCGGUGGUGUUUUUCCGAUCAUCUACAAAACCCGCCCAAACCUCCUAAAAAAUGGCGGCCACUGCUGCCUCAGAAGUCACAGAAGGACCUGUCCUCAGCUUUAUUAACAAACGCCUCCGUGCUCUCCGCAAGAAGUACAACCGAAUCCUCCAGAUGGAAGAGUCCAUCUCCCAAGGCAAGCCCAUCAACAAAGAACAAGAGGACGUUCUGCGUUCUAAACCCUCCGUCUACGCCGCAAUUGAAGAGCUCGAGAAGCUUCGCCAGCCUCUCGCUACAGCCGUCUCUGAAGAAAUCGCCCUCGCCCUCCAAAGUCACCAGCAACAAUCUUCCAUUUCCGACAAUGCAAUUCCGGAUAAGGAUGAUAGCGAGAAAAGCAACUGCGAGUCCGAUAAAGGCACUCCUGGUGACUGUGGUUACGCGGUCGAGGAUCUGUUGAAUUUGUUGUAUUUUGGGACGAUGUUCGAUGUGAAGUCGCAGAAUGACUUCACCGCCACCUUGUUGACUCGGACACAUGAGAGAGGUUGCUGCUUGACUUACGAUUAUGUGACUGAUGAUGCUACGGAUUUGCUUGGAGAGAGGGAUUUGGACAUGAUUUCGAAGCUUGGCGGGUUACUGAUUUCGCGCCCCGUCGAUUCUAGCUUAUCUCAUAAGAAUGCGUUGCAUCGGUGCAUCGAGCACGCCAAGUUGUGGCUCGCUAACUCCGACCAGCCAAUUGAGCCCAAUGCUAACGCUACUUAUGCACAACUGAGGGAGAGGCUGAACAAGAUUAUGGCUUCUGAUUACUUCACAACCACACCAGAGAUGAAAGCUCCAGUGGAAGUGGCUGCAGCUGCUGCGGCUGGAAAUUAUGCGUCUUUCCAGGUUCCUGUUCAUAGAGUUCCUAUCUCUGUGCCAGUCCAAGUGGAAGGCUCUGUUGAGCAGUAUGAAGCGAAGGACGAAGACACAGCAAAAUUAUUAGGACAUGAAACUAGCGAUAAUCUGUCCAGCCCUGAUGAGGAACUUCAGAAGGAUGAACUGGAGACUGAAAUUAUAGUAGAAGAGGUCUAUGGUGAACAGGAACAGGCUAGAUCUUCAGAAAUUGACCAUAAUCAAAAAGAGGUAGACCCCAAGGAGCAACAACAUUUUGCUCGAAGGAACUACCAAAACCAAAGAGGCAGUCGUAGUGGUGGUGGCGGGGGACGCAGAGGUUUUUCAAAUGGCCGUGGCAGAGGAGGCGGCGGCAGAGGAGGUGGUGGCUACCAAAAUGGGCGCAGCCAAUAUUAUGAGCAGUCUGGAAACUAUUAUCCGAGGAAUUACUAUAAUAAUCGAGGAAGGGGUGGCAGGGGUGGUGGUGGGCACCCUUAUAAUAACCAUGGUUCAGCAGUUCAGGGUGGUCAUGGCCCAGUUGAUGUUGGGGUGGCCUCAUGACGUCAUUACUUAUUGGGUGUUUAUAGGGUGUCGUGUUACUAGUUUUCUAGGUGGGUAGUGAAAAUGUUCUCUCUCUCCUCUUUUUGGCAUGAGAAACUUGUCAUGAAUGUGGUUUACUGUUGAUGAACGCACCAUCCUAGUCUAGGCUCUUUUUUUUUUUUUUCUAAUUGUAGUUCGUUCAAUGAAAUAUUUUCCGUUGAAAAUCCCCCAAAAAAAAGAAAAAAAGAAAACAUGUCUUUCAUUGAUUUUUUUUGCUCUCUGGUUAACUUGCCAAACCUGGAUCAAAACAAGGUGCAUUUAAGUUGAAGACUGGUUGGCCAUUACGAUGAUAUUCAAUAAUGAAUGCUUAAUUGUGAUA
Hevea brasiliensis (rubber tree) is the source of this 1897-nucleotide messenger RNA. RefSeq lists its product as uncharacterized. NCBI's taxonomy places the organism in Eukaryota, Viridiplantae, Streptophyta, Magnoliopsida, Malpighiales, Euphorbiaceae. The record is from RefSeq and is a predicted model, not a curated record. The transcript has 4 exons. The coding region runs from base 184 to 1539 and encodes 451 amino acids.